This is a messenger RNA of Lactuca virosa, 324 nucleotides long. NCBI's taxonomy places the organism in Eukaryota, Viridiplantae, Streptophyta, Magnoliopsida, Asterales, Asteraceae. The record is from the annotation of a GenBank genome assembly.
AUGGAGAGAGAUCAGAAGAAGCGGAGUAGGGCGGUGGAUGGCGGUAGCGGAGGAGGUGGACAUCGGAAGAAAGAAAAGGAUGGGAAGGGGAAGAUUGUAGAGAUCGAUUCGGUGGUGGUGCCUCCUCCGACGGAAGAUGAGGUAGAUGAAUUUUUUGCUAUUCUGCGACGGAUGCGGGAGGCGGUGAAGUACUUCGAGAAAGGUAACGUUGGAUGUAAAUUAUCGGAUCCAUCACGAGAACCUGAUGAUGGUUUAGCUUCUGUGAACAAAGGAACGAACGUUGCACUUUUGGAUCUGAAUACCGUUCCUGACGAGGGAGAAUAG